Messenger RNA from Girardinichthys multiradiatus, 3128 nucleotides. It is a transcript of the gene rad54b, whose product is annotated as RAD54 homolog B. The coding region runs from base 132 to 2960 and encodes 942 amino acids. The record is from RefSeq and is a predicted model, not a curated record. Gene Ontology annotation, biological process: reciprocal meiotic recombination; double-strand break repair via homologous recombination. NCBI's taxonomy places the organism in Eukaryota, Metazoa, Chordata, Actinopteri, Cyprinodontiformes, Goodeidae. Gene Ontology annotation, molecular function: ATP-dependent chromatin remodeler activity; ATP binding; DNA translocase activity. Gene Ontology annotation, cellular component: nucleus. The transcript is spliced from 16 exons.
GAAGCGUUAAACCAAUCAGAUUCUUUGCGCCGUUCAGCGGGAGAAACGGAAACGUUAGUCCAAAGUUUUAACGUGAAUCUGGUUGAUUUUAUGCUCUUAGAUGUUUUAAUGUGACGUUCACCUUGUCCAGAAUGCGACGCUCAGGAGCUCCCAGUCAACUUUUGGGUAAUGCUGUGAAAAAACCUCGGUUUGUGCCACCAGGAGCAUCUGGCUUACAUCCUGCAGCUGAAUCAAAGCCUUUAGCCCCUAACCUUGGUUUGGGGAAUGCUCUGGAUAAGGUCCAGAGAAGUCUUUCGGCACCAGUUGUGAAUAAAACUGCCUGCAGCGUUCAGGCUCAAACGGGCCAGACUGCUCCAGGUUUGUCCAAGGCGCUGGCCCGUGUUCUCAGUGCAACAGAGAGUAAAGAAAAUGAGGAAGAGACAAAAUAUGAAGACUCUACAGGAGACUGUGCAGAGGACAUAAAUCUAUCUGGAGUAAAUGGAAGCCCCCGGUGGACUCAUGGGUCUCCUCAAACCCCUCAACCCUCUGUAGAUUCGGACUGUGUUUUUGGAGCUGCAGGCUCUGACUCUGCCUCUGGACAGGACGCUGUACGUUACUUCAGUGUGGUGUGGUGCAAAGCCAGUAAGAAGAAACAUAAGCGCUGGGAGGGUGACGCUGUGCUGGUUACUAAAGGGCGAACAGUCAUACUCAAAGACAUGGAGGGGAAGGAUAUUGGAAAGGGUAGUGGCUACAAGGUGUCAGAGCUGGCCUCACUGUCUGAGGGAGAGACCCUGAUGAUUGGAGGGAAGGAGAUAGAGGUGAUGGGCAUUAUUUCUGCAGAGGACUUUGCCAAAGGCCGUUGUUUCCAAGAGGUUCACACAGAUCAAGUGGAGUUGCUCACAAAGGCUGCUUCUCCCUCUCGGCGCUUUAACUCCAAACCUUUCUGCCCCCCAACAAUGCUUGGCAGAGCAGGACAUCCAGAAAAUAAAACUCAAGGAGAACAAACCAGCAAACCUCGUUAUAACCCAUUAGCUCCAGGUGCACUAGUGAUGCCUCGCCCACCUUCUAACCACCAGUGGCUUCAUAACAAGUCAGGUCUUCCUGUGGUCGAUGUGGUAAUUGAUCCAUACCUGACCACGCACCUGCGACCCCACCAGAGGGAGGGCAUCCUCUUCCUCUAUGAGUGCAUAAUGGGUAUGAGAGCCGUAGGUCGUCACGGCGCCAUCCUGGCUGAUGAAAUGGGGCUUGGAAAGACCCUGCAGAGUGUGACGCUGUGCUGGACGUUGCUUAAGCAGGGACCUUAUGGUGGGAAAGCAGUUGCGAAGCGCGUCCUUGUGGUUACUCCAGGCAGCCUCGUGCAGAACUGGAGAGCAGAGUUUACCAAGUGGCUCGGGCGAGAACGAAUCAGUGUCUUCACUGUGGAUCAGGACCACAGGUUCGAGGAGUUUUUGGCAUCUCCUCUUCAUAGUGUUCUUGUGAUCAGCUAUGAAAUGCUGCUACGGUGUCUGGAGCAGAUCCAGAAAGUGGAGUUUGGUCUCAUAAUUUGCGAUGAGGGUCACAGACUGAAGAACAGCAGCAUCAAGACAUCCUCCGCCCUCAGCAGCCUCAGCUGUAAUCGCAGAAUCAUACUUACAGGGACGCCAGUCCAAAAUGACCUGCAGGAGUUCUACGCCAUUAUAGAGUUUGUUAACCCAGGAAUUCUUGGUUCGACAACCGCUUAUAGAAAAGUGUAUGAAGAACCAAUUCUACACUCCAGACAGCCAUCCUGCUCUGAGGAAGAGAGAGUUUUGGGGGAAGAGCGCGCUGCUGAACUCUCUCGUCUUACUGGCAUGUUCAUUCUGAGGCGGACGCAGGAGAUUAUCAACCGCUACUUGCCACCUCGUCUGGAAUGGACAUUGUUCUGUAUGCCGUGUCCUCUGCAGCAGAAGCUCUACAAACACCUCCUCUGCCACAAUGUCUUCAGAGCAUGCCUUCAGGGCUUCACGCAAGGCAGCGCACACCUGGCCUGCAUCACUGCGCUUAAGAAGCUCUGCAACCAUCCUGGCUUGCUCCACGUCACUGUCAAGGAGAGAACAGACCGCGGAUGUGUGGAGAGUUCUUUAUACGAGGGUCUCGCCGAUCUCUUCCCAGAAUCCUAUUCUUCAGCAGGAUUCAACACCUCCGACUCCGGAAAACUUUUAGUUCUCUCCAACCUGCUGAGUGCCAUCAGACAGCUCAGCCCUUCAGAUAGGGUGGUCUUGGUGUCAAACUACACUCAGACUUUGGACUUGCUUCAGGACCUGUGCCUACAGGCCUGUUACACGUUCUGUCGGCUCGAUGGUCAGACCCCCACGAGCCAGCGGCAGCGACUGGUUGACAGUUUCAACAGUCCCUACUCUCAGAGCUUUGUGUUUCUGCUCAGCUCAAACGCGGGCGGGGUGGGGCUUAAUCUGAUCGGAGCUUCCCACCUGGUGCUGUACGACAUUGACUGGAACCCCGCCAAUGACAUUCAGGCCAUGGCUCGAGUAUGGAGAGAUGGACAGAAAAAGACGGUGCACAUUUACCGUCUCCUCACUGCAGGCACUAUUGAGGAGCGUAUAUUUCAGAGACAGGUGUCCAAACAGGGUCUGUCGGGGACCGUGGUUGACUUGGGAAAAGCGGCAGAACACACAAGUUUCUCCACCAACGAGCUCCGAGAUCUUUUCAGCCUGACGGACACACCGUGUUUGACUCAUGAUCUGCUGAGCUGUAGCUGCAGCACGGACGGGUCUGUCAAUGACAUGGAGGUGGAGGAGGUGGAGCAUGUUUCUGACAGGCCUUGCCAGCUCGGUCGUCAGGGCGACCGCAGGGGGGCUGCACAGAAGCAUCUCAGCAUGUCCAAGCUCAUGCGGUGGAGACACUUCUCCGGUGACACACACUCCUUCUCAGACCCUUACCUCGAUCACGCACGAAGCCACAUCACCUUCGCCUUCCAGACCACCAUCUCCCACACAGCCCAGUGAACACCUGACCUAUCUGUUGACGGAUUUCCACACACAGUAUACCGGUCUAACAGUUUCCAACAGUGUUUUAUUUACUGUAUAAACUUCUAAAUUGUCCUAAAUUACUGUAACAUACUGUAAUAGUUCACAAAAUAAAUACAUUUCUCAAAGAAAGUGUGUAAAACUUGA